AUGCAGAAGAGUAGAGAUAAGUGGUUAGUUGUUGGUGAUAAUAAAACUAGUUUCUUUCAUGCUUCGGUGAAGGCUAGUAGGCAGAGGAAUCAACUAACUAAGUUUAUCGAUGAGAAUGGAAGUGAGACGUCUGAGAUUCCACAGAUGGGGAAAAUUGCUACAGAUUAUUUCGAGUCUCUGUUUACUUCCACAGGUUCUAGGGAUCUAAGGGCUUUCUUUUCUGGUCUGCCAACCAAGGUAACAGAGACCAUGAAUCAAAGGCUUACAAGAGAGGUUAGUGAGGAGGAAAUAAAAAACGCGGUGUUUGGGAUUAAUGCUUCAAGUGCGCCUGGGAGUGAUGGUAUGAAUGGCUUAUUCUUCCAAGAAUAUUGGAAUGUGGUGGGUGAAGAAAUAUCGAAGGAAGUGAAAGCUUUUUUCCAGACUGGUGUCUUCCCGCUUGAAUGGAAUCUUACGCAGCCUCUGCUCGAGCAUAUAGUGUCACCUACUCAAUCUGCUUUUGUUCCUGAGAGAUUGAUAUCAGAUAACAUCUUGAUAUCGCAUGAAAUGGUUCAUGCCUUGCGUACACAUGAAAGGAUCUCAAAAGAGUACAUGGCGAUCAAAACGGACAUGUCGAAGGCAUAUGAUAGAAUUGAGUGGAAGUACUUGGAAGGUCUAAUGGAUGCUCUAGGUUUCUGUGAAAAAUUUCGGUUGAAUGAAGCAGAGCGUAUAGGAGAGAUCACUGGUAUUCAAUUUGUGGAGGGUGGUCCGGCUGUACACCAUCUUUUCUUUGCUGACGACUCUCUCUUGUUAUUGAAGGCUACUGAGGCAGAGUGUGCAGUGGUGUGUAAGAUUCUCAGUGAAUACGAAAAAGUUUCUGGUCAGAAGAUUAGCUUUGAGAAAUCGGCUAUUACCUUUGGAAAGAAUGUAGAGGAGAAACUAAAGAUGAGGAUUAAGCAACUGUCGGGGAUUGUGAAUGAAGGUGGAACUGGGAAGUAUCUAGGCUUGCCUGAGUGCUUCAGUGGAUCUAAGGUCGAAAUGCUUAGAUAUAUUCAUGAGAAGAUGACAGCGAGAUUUCACAAUUGGUAUGCUUUCUUCCUUUCUACUGGAGGCAAGGAAGUACUCGUAAAGUCAGUGGCAAUGGCCAUGCCGGUCUAUGCCAUGUCUGUUUUUAAGCUACCAAAAACUACUUGCCAAACUCUCACUAGUGCCAUGGCUAACUUCUGGUGGAAUGCUCAGGAUGGGAAGAAUAAGUUGCAUUGGGUAUCAUGGGAGAGAAUGUGUUUGGAUAAGAAGAACGGGGGCUUAGGUUUUAAGAAUCUUGAGAAAUGUAAUCAAGCUCUUUUGGCUAAACAAGGUUGGCGCCUACUGAUGGAUCCUGAUUCUUUAUGUGCCAGAGUUAUGAGAAUUCGAUACUAUCCUGAUGGAGAGUUCUUGGAGGCGAGGCUUGGCUCUAGGCCCUCUUAUGCGUGGAGAAGCAUUGUCUUCGGUAGGGAGCUGUUGGUGAAAGGUCUGAGACGCAAUGUUGGAUCAGGGGAGAGAAUAAAUGUGUGGUUGGAUAAGUGGCUUUUUGACUCUACUCCGAUUGCACCUCUGAGGAAACAAAUCAUCUUUGAUUUGGACCUUUGUGUGUGCGAUCUGAUUAACCCGCAGAUUAGGACGUGGGACAGAGGAAAACUAGAGGAGAUAUUCUUUCCAAGUGAUGUGGAGCAUGUUUUGAAGAUGAAGCCGGCUUUUGGCAAGUUGGACUCGUAUGAAUGGGUUCAUAAUAGGUGGGGAGCCUACUCGGUAAAGUCUGGUUACUGGCUAGCGUGCUCUCUAGACCAAUCUGAAGUGAGAAGAAAUGCUUUGUGUAAGCGCUCUCUUAAUGAUCUACGAUCCAAAGUAUGGGAGGUAAAGACUGCUCCGAAGAUCAAAGUAUUCAUGUGGAAGGCACUCUCUAAUGCGCUUGCGGUAUCAGAAGAGUUGAUGGAGUACGACGCGGAAACUACAGUGGUUAAGUGUAUGGAGGACUCGAAACAUUGGCUGGAGAUUACUAAUGCGGCAAAAGCAGAGGAGUUUGAGAUCAGUAGGAGACAGAGGAAUAAGAUGGGUUGGAAGGCUCUAGAAAGAGGUAGAUUUAAAUGUAAUAUUGGUAUCUCGUGGUCAAAGGCAUAUGGUCUAGUGGGAGCAGGUUGGAUAGUGAGAGACUGUGAAGGGAAGACUUUGAUUCACAGUAUGAGAGCCUUCAAUGGGGUGUCUUCGCUUUUGGAAGCCAAACGGCUCGCUUUGAUAUGGGCUACUGAGAGCAUGAUCUCUCAUAAAGUGGAGAGAGUGACUUUUGAGAUAGAAGCUUCAGAAUUGGUGGGAGUUAUAAAUAGGCCAAAGGCGUGGCCAGCUUAUAGGGCGCAUGGUGAGGAGUUGAGAGGACUGCUGAGUACUGUGAAGGAGUGGCAGGUGGCUCUGGUAACAAGAGAAGCUAACAAAGGAGCUUUUCUGAUUGCUCAGAGUGUUACAAAGUACUUGAAGCUGCAGUCAUAUGUGGCAGGGGGAGGUCCCUUAUGGCUUAAUGAGUUGCUUGUGAGUAAAUUUAUCGUGUCCUGA
Messenger RNA from Raphanus sativus (radish), 2559 nucleotides. RefSeq lists its product as uncharacterized. The record is from RefSeq and is a predicted model, not a curated record. The transcript has 4 exons. Gene Ontology annotation, molecular function: nucleic acid binding; RNA-DNA hybrid ribonuclease activity. NCBI's taxonomy places the organism in Eukaryota, Viridiplantae, Streptophyta, Magnoliopsida, Brassicales, Brassicaceae. Bases 1 to 2559 code for a protein of 852 amino acids.